AGCCAUUCUGGCUCAAGCCAUUCGGCUAGCUGGCGGCGGCGCGAUUGCCCUCUGCAUUCGUACUUCUCGGUAUCAUGGAACUCACUGGCGUUCUUGACUCCAUUGCCGCUUCAUCGCUGUGCGCCAGCGACCGCCGCUUUGCCAUUCGAGCGGCCAUCAUCGAAUUCAGUGCCAAUACCGACCGCCGUGCAGAAGAGGACCCAGUUGUCAUUCAAGAGGCUAUUCUGAAAUCUCUUGAGUGCUCUCGGAUUCAAGAUGCGAAAGUUCGCCUUCGUAAUGGAGGUCACCACGCUCUCUCGAACCGGCUCGGGCUCUUGAGUCGCAAGAGGAACGCGGCCGCCCACCCUAAAUUGUCCUCCCUCUUGUCUGAGAUCAUUGCCAUCACACCUACGCCCCCAAAGCAGGAGACUGACGAUGUCUGUGGCGAAGAAAUGGCUGCUGAACCGAUUGAUUCGUCUGAGGGGGAGAUUACCGACACCGCCACAUGUACGCAGCUGACCAGUGCCGAGGAAGAGUUAUCUGGCCCCACACCUAAUCUUGUUAUUGAUGUGGUGGCGAGCACGGAGUGUUCCCUUUCUCAGACUCACAUGACCGACUCCCGUCUUGCCGAGGACUACCUGUCCCAGCACCCCGCAGCGGUUCUCCAGGGCUCGGCGGUGGAUGUUGUCCGCUCGAUGCCGGAGGAUGGCCCUGGCUCCUCGACCAUGCUGGCAACGGACGUAGAGAAGCUCUUCCUGGAUGCGUUCGCGGUUUUGAGUCCUGGUCGCAAGGCCCUGUGUGCCCACUGGUUGCUCCCCCUUGCCAUCUACCUCAAGCCCAGCCUUAGCGAUGACCCCAGCGGCAUGAUCCAAUACAUCAUUUCCGACAAGCCUAUGGGUGCGAUUGAGGAGCUCAAAAGUAGGCUUGGAGUGUCGUCAACACGAGUUGCCUCUCAGGGUGCACAUGUUCAUGAGUGCUCUAGUGCAGAUUUGACUGGUGGCAUGCAGCCCGCAGAGGACAAAGUGCUCCUGUGCGAGGAAUAUUUUCAUUUCAACUGUCCAGCGCUGCAUGGGCUUCGCGAGCGCACCUCUCUCUUAUCGGGAAGAUACUGCUGCGACUACUGUUGAGAGUUUCUUGAUAUGCACAUCAUGCGACGUCGGCGCGCGUUCGGAAUGCCAAAACAAUGCUGCUGCUAUGAAAGCCGCCAUGGACAUGAGUUGACACACUUCUUUCUUACCGUGUCUCGAUUGGUCCCACUUGAGCUCUCUCUAAGACUCCGUGCUUGUGGGAAUCAUGGGCGCCGAGUUUCCUCCGACUCUAACUGUGCUCUCCCGUUUUGGUCAUGAUGUGUGUUUGUGAGUCAUUUUGGCUCCGUCAACUGCCAGGGUGCUCCCUGCCCCGCACUGCGUCGUUUAUGCUAAAGUCGCACCGCAUUGCAGGCCAGUUUGCCUCCUUGACGCUGACGAUCUCGUCUCGAUCAGGCAGGCAUGCUCAGGAUUGUUCAAGAAGGCAGCGAUCUUCUACACCAAGUUCCGUAUCUCUGAUGCCUGCGAUGGGUGCCACAUCGCCCAUCAGUCCGUGAGGUUGAAGUGGUUCUCCGCCGAUUACGAAUCUCAGUUCUCGGACACACGCGUCAAAGUGGGUGGCGCACUCAUUCCUUGGAGUCAAAUGGUUCCUCACUAAAGACAUCUCGUGUCUGCAUCGCAGUUGGAUCACCUCUCCAUUACAAGUUUUCUAUUUCAUGUUGCUAAUUGGUGUUCUCUCUCGCAUGUGUUCUUCCUCUUGACCUGAGCGCGGUUGGUGUAUCUUGUCACGUUUGGUGACCGUUGAAAGACAUACUGAUCUCAGCUUGGCCCCCCCUGGGGGAAAACAAAUAGACCCCAAUGGCUGCGGUCGCAUGCGGCCCCGCCCCGUUUCGCUGUGCCCAGCGCGCGCUUCGAGGUCCCAUAGGGAGCUCCACCGACGGCCCCAGUGGUUGCGGUCGCGUGCGGCCCCGCCGCAUUUCGGCGC
This is a messenger RNA of Prorocentrum cordatum, 1989 nucleotides long. Lineage: Eukaryota; Dinophyceae; Prorocentrales; Prorocentraceae. The record is from the annotation of a GenBank genome assembly.